AUGCUGCUGGCACGGAUGAACCCGCAGGUGCAGCCCGAGAACGGCGGGGCGGCCCCGGACUCCGAGCAGCCCGUGCGGGCGCGCAAGGCAGCGGCGGCGGAGUUGCUGGUGGUGAAAGAGCGCAACGGCGUCCAGUGCCUCCUGGCGUCCCGCGGCGACGACGCGCAGCCCCGGGAGACCUGGAGCAAGAAGAUAGACUUCCUACUGUCGGUGGUCGGCUUCUCCGUGGACCUGGCCAAUGUCUGGCGCUUCCCUUACCUCUGCUACAAGAAUGGUGGAGGGGCCUUCCUCAUCCCGUACACCCUCUUCCUCAUCAUCGCGGGUAUGCCUCUGUUCUACAUGGAGCUGGCGCUGGGCCAGUACAACCGGGAGGGGGCAGCCACGGUGUGGAAGAUCUGUCCAUUCUUCAAAGGCGUCGGCUAUGCCGUGAUCCUCAUCGCCAUCUACGUGGGCUUCUAUUACAAUGUCAUCAUCGCCUGGUCUCUCUACUACCUCUUCUCCUCCUUCACCUUCAACCUGCCUUGGACUGACUGCGGCCAUGCCUGGAACAGCCCCAACUGCACCGACCCCAAGCUCCUCAAUGCCUCCGUGCUGGGCAACCACACGAAGUACUCCAAGUACAAGUUCACUCCGGCUGCCGAGUUUUACGAGCGCGGUGUGCUCCACCUUCACGAGAGUGCUGGGAUCCGCGACAUCGGUCUGCCCCAGUGGCAGCUCCUGCUCUGCCUCGUGGUGGUUGUCAUCAUUCUUUACUUCAGCCUCUGGAAAGGAGUGAAGACCUCGGGGAAGGUGGUGUGGAUCACAGCUACACUGCCUUACCUCGUGCUCUUCGUCCUGCUGGUCCACGGCAUCACGCUGCCGGGUGCCUCCAACGGCAUCAGCGCCUACCUGCACAUAGACUUCUAUCGCCUCAAGGAGGCCACGGUCUGGAUCGAUGCCGCCACACAGAUAUUUUUCUCCUUGGGGGCUGGAUUUGGCGUCUUGAUCGCCUUUGCCAGUUACAACAAAUUUGACAACAAUUGCUACAGGGAUGCUCUGCUCACCAGCACCAUCAACUGUGUCACCAGUUUCAUCUCUGGCUUUGCCAUCUUCUCCAUCCUUGGCUACAUGGCCCACGAGCACAAGGUCAACAUUGAGGACGUGGCCACCGAAGGUGCCGGCCUGGUCUUCAUCCUGUACCCUGAAGCCAUCUCCACCCUGUCAGGGUCCACGUUCUGGGCUAUUGUGUUCUUCAUCAUGCUCCUGGCCCUGGGGAUCGACAGCUCGAUGGGAGGCAUGGAGGCGGUCAUCACCGGCCUGGCCGACGACUUCCAGGUUCUGAAGAGGCACCGGAAACUCUUCACCUUCGGGGUCACCUUUGGCACCUUCCUCCUGGCCCUGUUUUGCAUAACCAAGGGUGGGAUCUACGUGCUGACGCUGCUGGACACCUUCGCGGCGGGGACGUCCAUUCUCUUUGCUGUGCUCAUGGAGGCCGUCGGCGUUUCGUGGUUCUAUGGUGUGGACAGGUUCAGCAGUGACAUCCAGCAGAUGAUGGGGUUCAGGCCCGGCCUGUACUGGAGACUGUGCUGGAAGUUCGUCAGCCCUGCCUUCCUCCUGUUCGUGGUGGUGGUGAGCAUCAUCAACUCCAAGCCGCUCACCUACGAUGAUUAUGUCUUCCCGCCCUGGGCCAACUGGGUGGGCUGGGGCGUGGCGCUGUCCUCCAUGGCGCUGGUGCCCACCUACAUCGUGUACAAGUUCCUCACCCUUCGGGGCUCCGUCUGGGAGAGGUUGGCCUACGGUGUCACGCCAGAGAACGAGCACCACCUGGUGGCCCAGCGCGACAUCAGACAGUUUCAGCUACAGCACUGGCUGGCCAUCUGA
This is a messenger RNA of Sorex fumeus (smoky shrew), 1860 nucleotides long. It is a transcript of the gene SLC6A2, whose product is annotated as solute carrier family 6 member 2. Gene Ontology annotation, molecular function: neurotransmitter:sodium symporter activity; norepinephrine:sodium symporter activity; dopamine:sodium symporter activity. The record is from RefSeq and is a predicted model, not a curated record. The transcript is spliced from 14 exons. The coding region runs from base 1 to 1860 and encodes 619 amino acids. Gene Ontology annotation, biological process: sodium ion transmembrane transport; dopamine uptake involved in synaptic transmission. Lineage: Eukaryota; Metazoa; Chordata; Mammalia; Eulipotyphla; Soricidae. Gene Ontology annotation, cellular component: plasma membrane; neuron projection; presynaptic membrane.